This is a messenger RNA of Camellia sinensis, 966 nucleotides long. RefSeq names its product fasciclin-like arabinogalactan protein 11. The record is from RefSeq and is a predicted model, not a curated record. Lineage: Eukaryota; Viridiplantae; Streptophyta; Magnoliopsida; Ericales; Theaceae. Gene Ontology annotation, cellular component: plasma membrane. Gene Ontology annotation, biological process: plant-type secondary cell wall biogenesis.
UCACUUCAAACCAGCUUUGCAAACUAAAAGAAAAUCCAAAAAAAUGUCGAAGCACCUUCUCUCACCAUUACCACUCCUCCUGAUCUUCCUCUGCACCCCCACAGUUUUUGCUCAGUCUCCAGCCCCCGCUCCAGCUGCUCAGCCUCCGCCACAAUCACCAACUGCUCAGCCUCCAGCACCAUCUCCGCUUGCUCAGACUUUGGUACCAGCUCCAGCAAAACGAUCAGGUCCAACCAACAUCACUGCAAUCCUUGAAAAGGCCGGUCACUUUGUUACAUUGAUUCGGCUACUAAAGAGCACCCAAUUGGACAUCGAAAUUUACAAAAAGCUCAAUGACUCAAAACAAAGCCUAACCGUGUUUGCCCCAACUGACAAUGCCUUUGGAAGCCUCAAAACAGGUGCUCUAAACUCAUACAAUGAUCAGCAAAAGUUCCAGCUGGUAAAAUUCCAUUUCAUCUCUUCUUUUCUUUCCGUCCCUGCAUUCCAAACUGUGAGCAAUCCAGUGAGCACAGAGGCUGGUAGUAACAGACUCUACCCACUAAAUAUAACCACGGCAGGUAAUCAAGUGAACAUAUCAACUGGGAUUGUUAACACAACAGUAACUGGCACAGUUUAUACUGAUAACCAGCUAGCAAUAUAUCAGGUGGACCAAGUGCUCCUUCCAUUGUCCUUUUUUGUAACUCCAUCUCCAUCACUAGCUCCGGCACCAUCAUUAAAGCCCGAGAAAGAAGCUCCGGCUCCAACGGGUUCAGGGUCCAGCACUGCUGAAGUUGCCACUAAAUCUUCUGGUGCAAUGCGUGUGAUUCACCAUCCACUCAAUGCAAUGUCCUUUGCAGGUUUUCUUUUUGCAGCAUUGUCUUUAUGUAUUUGAGUUGUGAGACUUGAGAUCUGGUUGAUGUUGAUUGUGUUGUGUGUACCGGUGAUGUUUAUGUUUUCACUUGAAUCAAAUACUUCCUUUUGAGUAAA